Cucumis melo (muskmelon) is the source of this 1736-nucleotide messenger RNA. Its product is annotated as protein ROOT INITIATION DEFECTIVE 3. Bases 167 to 1510 code for a protein of 447 amino acids. Gene Ontology annotation, molecular function: protein binding. Gene Ontology annotation, biological process: rRNA processing; DNA-templated DNA replication. The record is from RefSeq and is a predicted model, not a curated record. Gene Ontology annotation, cellular component: nuclear pre-replicative complex. NCBI's taxonomy places the organism in Eukaryota, Viridiplantae, Streptophyta, Magnoliopsida, Cucurbitales, Cucurbitaceae. The transcript is spliced from 8 exons.
UUCGUUCGACAAUUCCCCUCACCCUAUUCAACUCCUUCCCGCCGCCGUCUCCUUCGGCGCUAAACAUCGUUUUGGUUGCCGCGCUGUUUUUCAUCCACCGCACCGCCAUAAAUUAUUCCAAACCAAAUUGAAAACUGAAACCCUCUUCUCAAGCUCUCAACUCAGAAUGGUGCUACUGGUUGCUUCGUCGUCUAUUGAUUCAGGGAUUGGUUGCUGGGACCUUCAUACCGGCGCAGAACAUCUGCGUUACAAGUCUUGUGCUUCUCCGCCACAUGGUCUUGUUUGUGUCGGUGAAAAGUUUCUCGCGUGCUCUCAGCUUCGCGAUGCUGCAGCUACUGCUGGCUCCGUUCUCUACUGGUCUUGGUGUAAGCCUCAAGUUGAAGUUAAGAGUUUUCCGGCUGAACCAAUAAUGGCCUUGGCUUCCAACAAUGAGGGUACUUAUAUUGUUGGUGGUGGUUUCUCUGGAGAUAUAUACUUAUGGGAGGUUUUAAGUGGUAGACUGCUUAAAAAAUGGCAUGCUCAUUAUAGGGCAGUUACUUGCCUUGUUUUCUCUGAAGAUGACUCCCUGUUAAUUUCUGGUUCUGAAGACGGCUGCAUUAGAGUUUGGUCCCUUAUAACGGUUUUUGAUGAUGGAUGGCAAAGGGAAGCAAAACAUUUGUAUGAGCAUAGUUUCACUGGGCAUAAUCUGCCUGUUACUGACAUUGUUGUUGGCUAUGGAGGAUUCAAUGCUAUUAUAAUCUCUUCCUCUGUGGAUCGUACUUGUAAGGUGUGGAGCUUAUCGAAGGGGAAGUUAUUAAGAAAUAUCAUAUUUCCUUCAAUCAUUGAUGCCAUUGCUUUGGAUCCUGGUGAGCAUGUCUUUUAUGGUGGUGGCAGAGAUGGGAAGAUCUACACUGCUGCGCUUAAUGCUAAAUGCCCAUCCAGCAGUGACUACGGAUUGCAUAUACUUGGGUCAUUGUCAAAUCAAAGCAAGUCAGUUACUUCCUUGGCAUACUGCUCAAGUGGUAAUUUGUUGAUCUCUGGAUCUGAGGAUGGAGCAAUAAGAGUUUGGGAUACACGAACCAAUAAUGUUAUUCGUGUUUUCAGACAUUCAAAAGGUCCUGUAAACAAUAUACUUCUUGUUCAACAACAGCCCCUCCCUAAAUCACAGUCAACUUCCCAAGGUUCUUUGAGAAAGCACCGGCCAAUCUUACCACCUGCCCUCGCUAAAUUUGAGAACUCUAAGGACGAGGAUGAAUACACUGGUGUUAUCAUUGAUCCAUCAGGUCCUCCCAAGGAAUCUAUGGAGUUUUCUUUCCUUAGUUCUCACGUUAUGGAUAAUCAAAUCACAGAACUUCAGCAACAGGGUUCUGCUGCCACAGAAAUGGAGUUGGAAAGACUUAAGCAUGAUUAUGGAAAAUCCAAGCAAAUGCUACAACACUGGAGAAAAAUGUACGACAAUUUACAUCAAUUUUGUGUUAAUGAGCUUCUGGACGGCAAUCAAACUAAAAAUAUAGAAGGCAAUUCCACUUGAGCGUUGCUAUCACUUCUCUUAUGUAUUCUAUUUGUUUUAUCUAUCUCCAGUUCUAGAAAUUGUAUAAUCACGUCGAAACAAAUCUGAUGGAAUUGUUAGGAAGUCAUCGUUGAUUAAUUUAAAUUCCAAAAUCCCAUUUCUGGGAUAAGAGAUCUGUACAUGGCGAAUACACUUCCUUAGUUUAGAUUAUUUUUUGUUAAUGUGGGGAUUCUUUAUUCUUCUUGUA